AAAAACAUUAGCAAAAAAUUUGGUUUUCCAUUUCCACUGUCUUUCCUUAUUUCAUUCUCCUCUCAUUCUCACUAACUUUCAGCUUUCCGCUCACUUUCCGAAAAUUCCGUAAUCCUUACUCCGCCCUUAAUUUAGCAAAAAGAAAUUAAAUUCAAAAACCAAACAAAAGAUCAUUUCUUCUCAUUGUAGCUCUACAGAAUUGCACUCCACUCAUUUCUUCAUCUUCUUCUUCAGAAUUGCACUACACUCAAUCACUCAUUCUUAGUUAAGAAAAGAGAUCAGUAGAAGAAAAUGACAAGAAGAGUAGAUGAAGAGUAUGAUUAUCUGUUCAAAGUAGUACUCAUUGGUGAUUCAGGUGUUGGUAAAUCAAAUCUUCUUUCUCGAUUCACUCGUAAUGAAUUCUGUUUAGAAUCAAAAUCUACCAUUGGUGUUGAAUUCGCUACUCGUACGCUUCAGGUUGAGGGAAAGACGAUAAAAGCACAAGUAUGGGACACUGCAGGCCAAGAAAGAUACAGAGCCAUAACUAGUGCAUACUACAGAGGGGCACUUGGAGCUAUUCUUGUCUAUGACACAACUAAACCCACAACAUUUGAGAAUGUCACCCGUUGGCUAAAGGAGUUGAGGGAGCAUGCUGAUUCAAACAUUGUCAUUAUGUUGAUUGGAAACAAAACUGAUCUUAAGCACCUCCGUGCAGUUGCAACAGAAGAUGCUCAGAGCUUUGCCGAAAAGGAAGGAUUGUCAUUCAUUGAAACCUCGGCUCUUGAGGCAAUAAAUGUUGAAAAGGCUUUCCAAAAUAUAUUAGGAGAAGUAUACCGGAAAAUUAGUAAGAAGUCCAUUUCUUCCAAGGAUUCUACAGCUACAAGUAUAAAAGAAGGAAAAACCAUUGACGUUUCAGAUACAUCAGAUGUUAUCCCUAGGAAAACAUGUUGUUCUUCCUCGUAGAGAGGUAAGGAUCUUCAGUGCUAUUUAAUUACUUAUCAAGUUGGGUGAACAAGGCUCACCACUAUCUGGACAUUAUACCUGGACCGAUGGAUGAAAGGAAUGUGUUGGCAUCCAUUCCCCACUUUUGAAAUUCUGCACUGUCUUUUGGUAAAUUGUGAAUUUGUGCUUUUGUUCAUUUGUUAUUUUUUUUCUUGGGUUUGUUUCCUCUUGGGGUACUUGAUUCCUUAACGAGGUAUUUAUGUUUUUAGUCCAUUUCCGAAAUAUUUUCUUUGUUCAUUCAUAAAUCAGAUUAAAGGAAAAACAGAUUGUAUUCAGUCCAGAAAAUAGUCAUUUUAAGCAUAUGUAACUGGUAUUGUUCUU
This is a messenger RNA of Papaver somniferum (opium poppy), 1302 nucleotides long. Its product is annotated as ras-related protein RABA2a-like. Gene Ontology annotation, molecular function: GTPase activity; GTP binding. The coding region runs from base 292 to 942 and encodes 216 amino acids. The record is from RefSeq and is a predicted model, not a curated record. Gene Ontology annotation, cellular component: endosome. Lineage: Eukaryota; Viridiplantae; Streptophyta; Magnoliopsida; Ranunculales; Papaveraceae. The transcript is spliced from 2 exons.